Candidula unifasciata is the source of this 2597-nucleotide messenger RNA. The record is from the annotation of a GenBank genome assembly. Lineage: Eukaryota; Metazoa; Mollusca; Gastropoda; Stylommatophora; Geomitridae.
CUCCCAUUACAGCCCCCACUUCAGCCCACACUACUGCUCCCACUUCAGCCCACACUACUGCCCCCACUUCAGCUCACACUAUCGCCCCCACUUCAUCGCUCGCUUUUGCUCCAGUCUCACAGAAGACACUAGGUGAACCCCAAUCAUCCGCACAUACCCCAACACCCAGUUCUGAAACAGUAACUGCUGCAUCUGCAACUACAACUGAAGCCACAGCCCCUUCUAUAGGGAAAACGGAUGUUGUGGAUCAUUCACCUGCCCAGUACCUCCAGCAACUCCGUUGUCUUUUUGAUCGAAUUUCGAAUUUGAGGACCUCCAUUGAGACAGGGCAAGCUGACAUACUAGAUGAUGUUGCCAGGGAGUCGCACACUGAAAAGCUAAAGGAGACAAAACGCCAGGUUUGCGGGAUCCAGGAAAGUUUGACCAAGCUGGAGAACAAGAAGGAUGGUGUCAUCUUACAAGCCAGUCAGGAGAUGGCCAGUAGAAUCAGGUCCCAGUUGGAGGCAGUCCUGCAGGAGUGGUCCAAGCUCAGCGACAUACACACCGCCAUUCAGAAGCAGUGGAACCGGAUCAAGGACCAGUGGAGGGUUCUGCAGACAGGACUCAAAGAGUUGACAUCCUGGCUAGAGAAAGCAGAGAACACUCUAGCCCGUGCUAAAGAAGCCCCCCUGGAACAGAGAAAAACUCUAAAUGAGGACUUAGAGUCAAGCUUGUGUGAGCAACAAAGUACCCUUGCCAAGGUAAACAGUGCCUUAGAAGAAGUUGUCCAGAAUGCCUCAGAAGCCAACGCUGACAGACUCAGGGAUAAUCUGCAGCACUUCAACUGUCGGUGGAAGGCGUUGUGUUCAGAUGUCCUGGCACAGCAUAAAAACAGUGAGAAUAAAGAUGUAACCACCCAGCCAGCAGACUUCUCUCAGGAGAUGGAUGAUCUUUACUCCUGGAUUGAUGAAACAGAAAAUCUGAUUGGUUCCAGUCUCAGGCCAAGCAGUUUGUACCUGGAGGAUUUAUUGGAGAAGAUCAAGGACAAAAAAGAUGAAGUUGCUGAUAAACAGGCCAGUCUGUUCUCUGUGAACAGCAGUGGAAGUAAACUGUUGCACUCACCCAUAGUUACUGAUGAAGAUCGGGCGCACAUUCAGCAGGAUAUAGACAGCCUCAAUGCCACAUGGGAUAAGGUGACCUCUGAUUUCCCAGAAAAAAUUCGCUAUAUUGAAGAGGAAAUCAAGAAGGUUCGAUACUUAAAUGAAGACAUAGAUGCUAUGCAAAAGUGGAUUGUGGGAAUGCGUGCUGCUCUUGAGAGACAAGCAGGCCAAGCAUCUCAGCCUGAUGAUGAUGAUACUGAUGAUGAGGAUAAUGAUGAUGCAAGGAUUGCUAGCAGUUUCCAGAUAACAAGUGAUGCUAUAGAAGCCCAACAAGCAAAACUAAAUCAGAUCAAUGCCUCGUUCCAAAAGCAGAUGGAACUUUGUGGAGGCCAGACUUCUGAUGUUGUUGACAGCCUUCAGAUGAAAAUUGACAGGAUGAAUGCUGACUUUGAACAAAUCAAAGAAAUGGUCAUGAAAAUUACCAGUCAAGGAAAGGCAGAGAAAAAUGAAGUUAUGGAACAAGUAACAGUCAGCCAAGCUCAAACAUGCACGGAAGCCAAACCUUCGGCAGUUACAGUUUCAUGGCCGGAGUUUGAGAAAUCUCUGAAUGACCUCCACUACUGGCUGUCUGUUCUGGAUCACAUGAUCAGGUCACAGAAAUGCCGAGUGGGCAAUGUCAAGGAUAUUCAUUGUAAAGUUCAGACUUUAGAGUAUGGGCCCAUACUAACACUGCCUACUUCUGUUGACCAUCGGUCGGGUUCACUGAGGCAUGAGAAUGAAGAUGGUUUGUUGCCCAACUCACAGCAUGCCGUAGAGCCUGUUGAAUCACAGGAACCUGUCAGGGACCUCAGGCUGUCUGAGACGUACUUCAAAGAGAUGACAGGCAAGAAAAGUCAACUAGACCAAGCUGUGGCCACUUCUACAGAACUGCAGAAGUCCAUCAGUGAUGUGGAGGACAAAAAAGCUCUGGCGGACAAAAUGGAGAAACUGAAGCUAGACUGGGAACAAGCUGUCAAAGAUGUGACACGUCAGAAGCAUGAGCUGGACAAGAUGUUAGAGGAAUGCACACAUUUUGACCAAUCGUAUGCAGAGUUCGAACUGUGGCUUGGUCAGACUGAGUGUCAGAUGGAUGCGCUGGAGACCGAGCUUGAAAGCAGUGAUGUCAUGUCCAAAUAUGAGCAUCUGCAAGAGGCUAUAAACAGACACAAACAAAUGGUUGACAAUUUGAGACAGAAGGCAGAGAAGUUGAUUGAAGACUACCCGAACCAUGACACUCACCAGAUGCAGUUAACACUACUGAGACUCACAAACAGGUGGUCAGUCUUGCUCAACAGGCUUCAGGAUCAAAAGGGCCUGCUUCAGACAACCCAAGAUGGCAGGCAUUUCGAGACAGCUCUUCUAGAGUUUGAGAUUUGGCUUGAGAUGGCUGAGAAAUCUGCCCAGUCUCUGGCUGAACUCUCAAACGGUUUCGACUUUCGCAAUGAAGAGCCAACCAGAGAGUUGCUGGAGAAAUUGGAG